Symbiodinium sp. CCMP2456 is the source of this 661-nucleotide messenger RNA. Lineage: Eukaryota; Dinophyceae; Suessiales; Symbiodiniaceae. The record is from the annotation of a GenBank genome assembly.
GAUGCUUCGCAUCUUGCGUCUGCUGAAACUCGUGAAAGCUGUGCGGCCCCUGUACUCGCUAGCCUUGGGUGUUACGCAGGCGAUGCAAAGCAUCUUCUGGGUCCUGGUGUUCCUAGUUGUCACGCUGUACGCCUUUGCGAUUCUGGCCACGCGCCUUCUCGGUCACUCUGACUUCGUUCAGGAAUCCGACGAUCUGCCAGUGGCCAGCAAGGAGCUCUUCUGCUCAAUCUGGGACUCGAUGUUCGCGCUUUUCAGCAUCAUGAACCAGCAGAACUGGGAAGCCAUGGGGCCCCUCCUAGACAAGGUUCCAGCCAUCAAGCCCGUCUACGUGCUCUUCACGAUUUGUUCUUCUUGGGCUCUCCUCUCUGUGCUCACGGGCGUCGUGAGCGACAACAUGAUGGCAGUACGCGAGUCCCAAGCACAGAAGGACGAAGAGGCCGUGGAGGAGCGCAGGAUCUGGCUAGCAAGGUGGCUGCGCGGCGUCUUCGCCGCAGCCGACAAGGACGGCAGCAUGACGCUGGAGAGAAGCGAGUAUCGCGAGCUGCUGAAGUCCCCUUUCCACUUGAAGCGACUGCAGCAGGUUGCCAAGGUGCCCAUGCAGGACCUGAUGCAAAUGUUCGACAUCCUUGAUGUGGACCACAACGGCCUCAUCGAAUUCCAG